Lepidothrix coronata (blue-crowned manakin) is the source of this 802-nucleotide messenger RNA. Its product is annotated as EF-hand calcium-binding domain-containing protein 10-like. The record is from RefSeq and is a predicted model, not a curated record. Lineage: Eukaryota; Metazoa; Chordata; Aves; Passeriformes; Pipridae. The coding region runs from base 48 to 434 and encodes 128 amino acids. Gene Ontology annotation, molecular function: calcium ion binding. The transcript is spliced from 4 exons.
CCCCGCCGGGCCCGGUGCCGCCUCACGCCGUGUCCCGGCCCCGCGGGAUGGCGGCGGGCGAGGAGCAGAGCCGAGAGUACCUGCGGCGGCACCGGCUCCCCGAGCUGCUGCAGCACCUCGGAGCGCUGCUGCUCUUCCACCGCCCCGAAAAGCCACGCGAGUUCCUGAUCCAGGCGCUGGAAAGGGUGAAGGCUGGCAGGCGGGCCGAGGGGGAGUACCCGGACCUGAUGGACGAGGCCAACGUGGAGGCCAUGUUCAGCCUGCUGGAUGUGCUGGGCCAGGGCCACAUCACGCCAGUGCAGUACAGGGAAGCUCUUAAAACUUUGGGACUGAGCACUGAGGAUCUGGAACUUGGAGAUGAUGAAAAUAUCACACUGGAGGUAUUCAAGGAAGGAGUGAAGAAAAGGAUGCUGGAGAGCUGGGCUGUGUAUUAGUUUGAGCAGUGGUCUGCAAUAUAUACGAAAACUAGACAUCUUCCUCAGUUUUUCUUCUGGCUUGUCAGCUGUGGAUAGCUGAUUUUAAGCAGCAUUCUUUUUCUUGUCUCCCCCUGCUUCAGAUGAGCAAUCAGCUGAAAAGGACAAAUGAACUUGUUCGUGUCUACCAGGCAAUGGAGGGAUAUUGUUUGAGAAUUGAUUUUCUUAAUACAGUUAGAUGGUUUAAAAAAAAUAAAAUAAAAAAAAAAAAGAGAUCUCUUAUGUAACUAAAAUAGUGGUUUGGAGUUUCCUCCUUCAGGUUGCAGCUUACAGUACAGGAUUGUUACCAGCUGGCUCAUUACCACUGAAUAAAAUUAAGUUGUUCUGGG